Molecule: messenger RNA, 3375 nt
Organism: Colletotrichum siamense
Lineage: Eukaryota; Fungi; Ascomycota; Sordariomycetes; Glomerellales; Glomerellaceae
Gene: psd3
Product: Phosphatidylserine decarboxylase proenzyme 3
Exons: 5
Coding region: 1-3375 (1124 amino acids)
Biological process (GO): phospholipid biosynthetic process
Molecular function (GO): calcium ion binding; phosphatidylserine decarboxylase activity
Source: RefSeq, a predicted model, not a curated record
AUGGUCCGCAUCAUCCCUGGACGACUCAAGUCCAGCUCUUCCCUCCGCCAUAGCCGCAGUAGUAGCCCAACUCGUAACAACAGCAAUAGCAGCACCAGCAGUAACGGCAAGAUGGGAGAAUUGAGCCCAAAAGACAAUGGCUUGACCUUGAAGGUCGUCAUUAUGAAGGCCCGAAAUCUCGCUGCCAAGGACAGAAGCGGCACAUCCGAUCCGUUUCUCGUUGUCACCCUCGGUGACGCCAAAGUCACGACACACGAAGUUCCCAAGACGCUGAACCCGGAGUGGAACGUCAUCGAAGAGCUGCCCGUAAACACGACCCAGAGCCUCAUCCUCGACGUAAUAUGCUGGGACAAGGAUCGCUUUGGCAAGGACUACCUGGGCGAAUUCGACCUCGCUCUGGAGGAGAUCUUUGCCGAUGAGCAGAACGAGCAGCCCCCGAGAUGGUACCCUCUGAAGAGCAAGAAGCCCGGCAAGAAGACGAGCGUUGUGUCUGGUGAGGUCAUGUUGCAGUUUACCCUUUUCGACCAGUCCAACACCGCCGCAACCCGCGAGCAAGUCUUCGAGAAGUUUUACUCCCUCGUCAGCCAAGUGCCCGCUGGUUCUAGACAAAUUACGCCCACCAUGACGCCACUGAUUCAGCCUAUCAAGAACAUGCGCGUGCGCAGCGGCACCACACCCUCGCCCCCGUUAUCGCGAAAUGCCACCGACGACCAGGAAGAGGAUGACGACGAUGAUCUCGAUAUCGAAGAUGAUACCCCCGAAGACGAAGAUCCGAGCAAGCCUGAGGCCGCUGAGAAGCGCAAGCGCCGCCUCAGGAUCAAGGGACUGAAGAAGAAGAGAAGAGACCACGCGUACGAAUUCAAUAACAGUGGAAGUGACGUAGUGGGCAUAAUCUACCUCGAAGUCCUGAACAUCACCGAUCUCCCUCCCGAGCCCAACUCCACGCGAACCACAUUCGAUAUGGACCCGUUCGUUGUCGCGUCUCUCGGCAAGAAGACAUACCGAACAAAACGAGUGCGACACAACCUGAACCCCGUCUUCAACGAAAAGAUGAUUUUCCAAGUCCAAGGCCACGAGCAGCAAUACUCAUUCGCCUUCACUGUUAUGGAUCACGACAAGUACUCCGGAAAUGACUUCAUCGCCGACUGCAACUUGGCCGUCAGAGAGCUGAUCGACAAGGCCCCGAAAGCUGACCCGGAGACUGGCCUCUAUGACGUACCCGAGCCUGCCGAGUUCGUAGCCCCGCAGCAGCGCCGCUUCAAAAAGCUCGCAAUGUCGCGCACAUCUUCGUCUCAGAGCCUGAGCAAGGUGGUACGGCCGUCCCUGUCCAAGAACCCUAGUAGCACUUCCGGCGCGCCUGGAGGAAGCCAGUCUGGAACUGCGACGCCUACGCCUGCCACUCAGCCUGGAGGUCUGAACCCCGAGUUCCUGUCGCCCGAACAAGCUCUCGCUGGCGCUGGAGCCCAGACUGCGGAAGCGCAGCAGUCUGAAGAAGUAGACUUCCAUGACUUCAGCAUUCCCUUGAAGAUGAAGGACGCCAAGAAGUGGGAAGACAAGCACAACCCAGUCCUAUACAUCCGCGCGAAGUACGUUCCCUACCCUGCUCUUCGUCAGCAGUUCUGGCGAUCCAUGCUCAAGCAGUACGACACGGACGAGAGUGGCCGCAUCAGCAAGAUCGAGUUGACGACAAUGCUCGACACUCUGGGUUCCACGCUGCAUGAGUCGACAAUCGAUGGCUUCUUCAAGCGCUUUCCCCACAGGGAAGAAGGCGACGAGGUCGGAGAUCUGACGAUGGAUGAGGCCGUGCUAUGCUUGGAGGACCAAUUGGAGGCCAAGAGCAAGCCUGUCACUGUGACGCAGAAGAUGAAGGGCAUGCUGCCAGAUGCCGACAAGGUCAAAAAUCUUCUGUCAGGGCCAGGACACGCCCAGCCUGGUCUUUCGACAGAGGCUUCAAGUUCCUCCGAUGGUACUCUCAACGUGCCGGAACUGAGCACUCCGGGCGAGGAGGGUGACCUCCUUGACAAGGACGACCUGGCUGAGGAUCGAUCUGGCGAAGAGCAUGUGGUCGAGAUCAGAGAAUGUCCAAUCUGCCACCAGCCGCGCUUGAAUAAGCGCAAGGAUACCGACAUCAUCACGCACAUUGCCACAUGCGCCAGCCAGGAUUGGCGACAGGUGAACAACCUCGUCAUGGGCGGUUUCGUCACCGCCAGCCAGGCCCAACGCAAGUGGUACUCCAAGGUUAUCACCAAGAUCUCUUACGGCGGAUACAAGCUUGGAGCCAACUCGGCAAACAUCUUGGUCCAGGACCGCAUCACGGGCCAGAUCAACGAGGAGAAGAUGAGCGUUUACGUGAGACUUGGAAUCCGUCUCCUGUACAAAGGACUCAAGUCUAGUAACAUGGAAACCAAGAGGAUUCGUAAGAUGCUUAAGAGCAUGAGUAUCAAGCAAGGCAAGAAGUUUGACGAUCCGGCCUCCAAGGCUGAGAUUCCCAAGUUCAUCGAAUUCCACCGUCUCGACAUGUCGGAGGUUCUUCUGCCGCUGGAAGAGUUCAAGAACUUUAACGAGUUCUUUUACCGAGCUCUGAAGCCCGAUGCUCGCCCAUGCUCUGGUGCCGAGCGUCCGGAUGUCACCGUUUCUCCCGCCGACUGUCGCAGCGUCGUGUUCAAUAGUGUGAACCAGGCCACCAACGUUUGGAUCAAGGGUCGCGAGUUCUCGAUCAAACGCCUUCUCGGCGACGCCUACCCUGAGGAUGUCAAGCGCUUCGAGAACGGUGCACUCGGCAUUUUCCGACUGGCGCCGCAAGAUUACCACCGUUUCCACAUUCCUGUUGACGGUAUCUUGGACAAGCCGAAGACCAUUGCCGGAGAAUACUACACUGUCAACCCGAUGGCUAUCCGCUCAGCCCUCGACGUGUACGGAGAGAACGUCAGAGUUCUUUGCCCGAUCGACAGUCCUGUGCACGGCCGUGUGAUGGUCAUUUGUGUCGGCGCCAUGAUGGUUGGCAGCACCGUCAUUACCCGCAAGGAGGGCGAGCAGGUAAAGCGAGCUGAGGAACUUGGCUACUUCAAGUUUGGCGGUAGCACUAUCGUAUUGUUGUUCGAGCCCGGCAAGAUGGUCUUUGAUGAUGACCUGGUGGACAACUCGAACACCGCCCUUGAGACUUUGGUUCGCGCUGGCAUGUCUGUGGGACACGCGCCUGGCACACCGCAAUGGGCGCCGGACAUGCGCAAAGACGAGAAGGACAUCACCGAGGCGGACAAGAAGGACGCCAAACGACGCAUCGGUGGCAGCCUUACCGGAGAGGAGUCUUCAAGUGGCGACGAAACUCCUGGCAACGGCACCGACAUCAACACGCAUGCUGCGUCCGCCAUGUAA